CGAGGGGCCGCGGCCCCGCAUCGCCACCAGCCACUUAGCGCAGCACCUCGGGAAGCCCGUUUGCUUCGUGGGCCGACUGGAGAAGGUGAUAUACUGUGGCUGUGUGACACAUGAUGCGACUGAAACACGAUCAUCAGCAGAUAACUCUGAAACUAUAGAAAAUGAUGGUGAUCUUGAAGAGAAGCAAUGAAAUAACUUCAGUGCACUGGAUUCACCCAUCAGGGAAACUUUUCAUCCUUUCGGAUGGAGAAGGAAAAAAUACAACUGUUGAACUGAGCGAGCCUUUAGAUGAAGAACUCUCUGGUGUCAUUGAAGUAGUGGGAAGAGUUACAAAUCAGGCAACUAUCCUGUGCAUGUCAUAUGUCCAGUUCAGAGAAGAUAAAAGCGCUUUUGAUCUUGCGCUUUACAAUGAAGCACUGAAAAUUAUCCAUGAAUUUCCUGAGUACUUCCCAUUUGGUGUUACAAGGAAUGAUUGAUACUUCUUGGCACACACCUUCCAACUUCAGAGUAGACAAUAACUGCAUAGUGUAAUCUUAUUGUUGAGCAAGGAGGCUGAAAUUAUUUCGUGGAGGUGCUCAAGAGAUGUCUGUUGGCCAACUGCUAUUUGAACUGGACACUGUGGCAAGGUGCUACUGACUUCUAUUUCGUACUUGCGUCUUUGCUAACAAUCCUAAGUGCAGCCAGUGAAAAAAAUGUAGUUUUGUUGGAACUGAGAUCUUUUCAGUAAGAAGUAAAAUAUUAUUUUGACUUUUUUCAGGCAUUUUUUAUAUAUAUAUUGUGUGUAAUGUUUGUGGACCAGAGGAAUGUUUUAGUAAGCAAAUUGGUUUGUGUUUUUAAAAGAAAAAAAAUCAAUGUUUAAGUUUCGGUGUGCUUCCUCCCAUACCACAUGUAUCAGGUGUUCUAUAUGAUACUUAGCAGGAAAUGUGUAUUUAAAAUUAAGACAUUUUAUGGGCUGUAGCUUUAAAGAGUAUCUUUAAACUUGGAGUAUGCAAGCUUGGGUAUGAGUUCUUAUGUCUUGGAAACAGUCACUUUCCUUAGUUUGGCAAUAAAGCCUCAUACCUGACUUGAAUUAAA
This is a messenger RNA of Gopherus evgoodei (Goodes thornscrub tortoise), 1074 nucleotides long. RefSeq names its product replication protein A3 (gene RPA3). Gene Ontology annotation, cellular component: DNA replication factor A complex; site of double-strand break; nucleus. Bases 162 to 476 code for a protein of 104 amino acids. Gene Ontology annotation, biological process: nucleotide-excision repair; base-excision repair; double-strand break repair via homologous recombination. The record is from RefSeq and is a predicted model, not a curated record. Lineage: Eukaryota; Metazoa; Chordata; Testudines; Testudinidae. Gene Ontology annotation, molecular function: single-stranded DNA binding; damaged DNA binding. The transcript has 6 exons.